Messenger RNA from Cavia porcellus (domestic guinea pig), 2669 nucleotides. It is a transcript of the gene Slc25a27, whose product is annotated as solute carrier family 25 member 27. The record is from RefSeq and is a predicted model, not a curated record. Lineage: Eukaryota; Metazoa; Chordata; Mammalia; Rodentia; Caviidae. Bases 127 to 1098 code for a protein of 323 amino acids. Gene Ontology annotation, molecular function: transmembrane transporter activity. The transcript is spliced from 9 exons. Gene Ontology annotation, biological process: response to cold.
ACAACUCCCAGAAGCCCCCAGCGUCCGGGCACCGAGCUGGACCGUUACUCUGCCGGCAGCAGCAAGGGGCGAUGUCCCUAGGCACCUGCCGACCCGCUGUCUCGCGCCGCUGUCCCAUCUCGCUGCAUGUCCGUCCCAGAAGACGAGGACUCGUCAUCGCCGCUCGCGCAGCGAUGGCCCCGGGCGAGCAAGUUCUUGCUGUCAGGCUGCGCGGCUACCGUGGCCGAGCUAGCAACCUUUCCCCUCGAUCUCACAAAAACUCGACUCCAAAUGCAAGGAGAAGCCGCUCUGGCACGGUUGGGAGACAGUUCGAGAGAACCUGCCCCCUAUAGGGGCAUGAUGCGCACAGCCCUAGGAAUCAUCCAGGAGGAAGGCUUUCUAAAGCUUUGGCAAGGAGUGACACCCGCCAUUUACAGACACGUAGUGUACUCUGGAGGUCGGAUGGUCACUUACGAACAUCUCCGAGAAGUUGUGUUUGGCAAAAACGAAGAUGAGCAUUAUCCCCUUUGGAAAUCAGUCAUUGGAGGGAUGAUGGCUGGUGUUAUUGGCCAAUUUUUAGCCAACCCAACUGACCUAGUGAAGGUUCAGAUGCAAAUGGAAGGAAAAAGGAAACUUGAAGGGAAACCCCUGAGAUUUCGUGGUGUGCACCAUGCAUUUGCAAAAAUCUUAGCGGAAGGAGGAAUACGUGGGCUGUGGGCCGGCUGGAUACCCAACAUACAGAGAGCGGCGCUGGUAAACAUGGGAGAUUUAACCACUUAUGACACAGUGAAGCACUACUUGGUUUUGAAUAUGUCACUUGAGGACAAUAUCAUGACUCAUGGUUUGUCCAGUUUAUGUUCUGGACUGGUAGCUUCUAUUUUGGGAACACCGGCUGAUGUCAUCAAAAGCCGAAUAAUGAACCAACCACGAGAUAAACAAGGAAGGGGACUUUUGUACAAAUCGUCGACCGACUGCUUGGUUCAGGCUGUUCAGGGCGAAGGGUUCAUGAGUCUGUACAAAGGCUUUUUACCAUCUUGGCUGCGAAUGACCCCUUGGUCAUUGGUGUUCUGGCUUACUUAUGAAAAAAUCAGAGAGCUGAGUGGAGUCAGUCCAUUUUAAGCCCUUACAGAUACAGUGCUCAGUAUUAUUGAAUGUGGGCAUCUGCAACACACACCCCCUAUUAUUUCUACCUCUUUAGGAAGACACUUUACUCCACUGAGACUGUGAUUUAUAGGGGGCAGCACUUUUUUCUUCCUCUGGAAACCCAAGUUCUUUUUGACUCCUCUUUUUGUCUAAAAGUGAUCUAGUCCGAUCUCACAAGACCACCCAGUGAAACCCGGCACAGUAUUUAUAAAGAAGAAGAGAACGCUGGCCACUUUCACCUUGGCAGGAAGGCCUGGCCUCUGACACUACCCUGUGCGAAGAGCUUGCUGGGAAGAGAAGUAGCGGGCGGCACCGGCCUCUCAGAUCUGAGCGGACUGUGGAAUGUACAAGAAUGUAUACAUAUAUGCACACCUGUGCUUCAGAAGUCCACUCAGACUACUAUGUUGGCAUUUAUAGCUGAAGGUCAAGGACUUAUUGUUCUAUUGUUGAAGUAUACAUGGUAUAAACAACUGGGAGGCAAAUGAAAGUUCAUGAAUAAACAUUUUGAGUUUCCCUAGUGGAGGACAAAUGAAGUCAAGUUGAGAUGAUGUUUGUAUUUCAAGGAGAGACAAGGUUGUGGUCACUAGUGUUGUAUUAAGUGGUCUGCACACUUGCCAGUAGUGACUCCCUGAUAGCCACUGACUUGGGGCUAGUCAGUGGCAGUUCCCUUUACAACUCAGAAUUGUCACCAGCUCACAGGUCUCCCGAUCCAUAAGAACUGCAACUGGUGAUCAGAGCUCAGCCUCGCAGGUCCUCUUGCAAAGGACCUUUUAUGGCCAGUGGACUUUUAUUGGUCUUUCAAAAACAAGACAGAAGCCCACUAGCUCUGUGGGUCCUUUCUUAGACCCUCCCUAACACUAAUGACUCUAGGAGAGAGCAAGAACUCAAAACAUCACCCCACCCCUGAAUCGCAGUCUGAUAGUGUCCUACUGAGAUAUGAUCAGCUGUCCGUACACAGUCAUGCUCCAACCUUCAAAUUCAAUCUCUUAUUUUAGAAAGGUAAUAGAUUUUUUCCAGAUUCACCAGCUCACCCAAAUCUUUAACAGCGGUAUUCUGGAUGGGUGAUGUCAGAUAAGGGUAGAGGCUGAAACUGUUAAAAUAGGAAAACUCCGAAGAGCAGGCCCAAGAAAGACUGUGGCACUAAUGAAAUGGAAUUCCCAAUGUACAGGGUCAAUGAUGGACAGAAAGGGAUCUACAAGUGCAAUGUGGUGGCACCAAUGUACAAUCACUGCCAUUUUCCAGGGGGGAGUACACUUUAAAAAUGUAUUCUAAUGUGCUGUGCUAAUAUGCAGUAGGUUAACCUUUUUCUAGUUGCAGAAUGUAGAGUUUAAUCUCUUCAAAGCUUUGAAUUGUCCUACUUUCCCAUUGUGUUUGUCAAUCUGUAAUUAAGUUGUCAAGUAUAUUUAAUAUGUCUAUUGUGUGCUUAAAUUCCCAAGUGUUCUGCACUGAGCUGCCUUGGGGAAACUUUGUUUUUUUUAUGUUUUGUAAUUUUUAAAUGUAUGUAAAAACGUCAUCAAAAUAAUUAUAUGCAAACUGAACCAUGAAAA